UAGGGGCACAGACUUUCAGAUUCCCAAACCCUGCAAACUUUGUUUGAAGAAUUCAAAAGAAGUUUAAGGCAUACUGAUCAUUUGUGUUCAAUUUCUCUGUUUCUUAAUGGCAACACACUUUAACAGAGUUUGACCAGAGAACAUUUUGAUCAGACACAUGCUUUUACCUUGUAACAGGUCAGAAGAUUCUGAUGAGGUCAAAGCUUUGCAACAGUGGUGAUUAUUUGGAAAAGCUCUGUCCAGCUUUGAGGAGUUCUGGAGGGACCUCAAAUCCUUCACUGCUUGGUUAUCAUUCAUCACUACCUGAAGUCUCAAGUCAUAGAGGUUACUGACUGAAAAGUUAUUCCCUCUUCUGGUAUCAUGAUGAGGCUACACUCAACACUGGGCCCUUGGCUCUUCACGCUCCUAGUGAUGCCAGUCUACUGCCAGAGUGGUGAUGGUGGAGAGUGGGGAUCAGGUGACAUCCCUGGGGCUGUGUUCACUGGCAACACUUCUGCUACAGUGUUCCAUACGGUUGGAGAUGAUCCAGCCAGGACAGAGGGAGCAGCAUGGACCAAACCACAUUUCCAAGCUCUUCCAGAGACAAAAGACGGUGACUGCUCUGUCAGCUUCCACACCAGUCAAGUCAUGUCAAGGCGUUUACGAGCUUUCAGAGAGGAAGUGGCUUAUCUAAAGGCCAUUCAACAUGGGAACCACGCAGUGAUGGAGAACCUGGUCCAGUUUGUUGGAGCAGAAAUGGGAGAUCAACGCUAUGAGGACCUGAUCCAAGAGAAUAUUGUUGGGAUAAAGGAGGAUCAUAUCAGUUGUGAGAGUGUGGUGACAAAAGCAACAGAGGAGAUGGAGAAUCAGCUGGAGGGAGAUGCUCAAGCCACUUUGACUGGAAUUCAAAAAAUAAAAGAGGAGUCCCUUGUCUUUGAAGAAAUGCUGCGUACCACAGCAGACAUCGCCACUCAAAUGGAGAGCUCCUCUCGAGCCCUUCAUGUGGAGUUGAUGAAACAGCUGAGAAAGAACAUGAGACAGCCCCGCUAAACUAAAUCACUCAGUGGGAAACCAUCCGACCUGGAAAAAUAUAUAGUGUUAUUUGACAAGUCACAUCCAUAUUUAUUUGUAAUGUUUUAAUAACAGUGAACUUUUCUUUAUAAAUUAAUUUUUUACAGUUUAUUCUCCAGCUUCCUGUGAUUAAAUGAGAACUGAUUUGACAAGACAACUGUUCUUACAUGCGUUUUACGACACCAAGAGAAAAAUCUCUUCUCUGAAACAGCAAUUAUUAUCAGAGGAUGGAUUGAAACCUGAACAGUAUUUUUCAUUCCAAGCUCUUGUCGUGUUAAUUUGUGAGCCAUAUUAAAGACAUAAUGUCUUUGUGUACAAGGACAUUGAAAAAAAUAAUCAUGGCAGUGAAUUGACAUCUUAAAAGGAAUAUUACCUUUCCAACACACAACUAAAAAGUUACGGUCUCACUGUCUUGGUGCUAGGGAGCAGAUGGUGAAAAGUGAGGGUCUGGAAAUCAGCAUGCAUGCACUACUUGCUUUCUCUCUCAACAAUGUAUGAGGAGAAAGAAAAAAAGAAGAAGAAGAAAAAAAAAGGACAUGGCAGUGAUGUCACUGUGGAAUAAAAAAACUUGCUUUGGCAACUUGAAGCCAGAAUCAAAAGAACAUUCCAGUUAAGCUGAACUCUUUGUGACAGAACAUAUUUGUAAGUGUACUAUUGCAGACAGUUGUGGUCACUUUCCUGUAUGUGUAUCUUUGAAGAAGUUGUUUGUUUAGAAAGCCUGUGUAUAUGUAUUUACUGUAACUACAUGAAAAAUAAAAAUGUAAAUGCCG
Xyrauchen texanus (razorback sucker) is the source of this 1820-nucleotide messenger RNA. RefSeq lists its product as uncharacterized. NCBI's taxonomy places the organism in Eukaryota, Metazoa, Chordata, Actinopteri, Cypriniformes, Catostomidae. The record is from RefSeq and is a predicted model, not a curated record. Bases 361 to 1029 code for a protein of 222 amino acids. The transcript has 3 exons.